CCUAUAUAUGCAUAAUACAUCCACCCUAUACUCAGACGUACAAAGAAAGCAAAAACAAAAAGAAAUCGGAACAACACGAUUAUUUACUGCCUCCAUAGAAAGAGAGGAAAAGAGAGAGGAAAGAAAGAACAAACGCCGGAAGACCGGAGCCAGGCCGCCGGACUGAUUUCCACCCCGGAAAUAGAACGGAUGGAAACUAAGAAACGUUGCUGCUAUCACCAGAGAAAAGACCGCCACUACUGCAGUAUAACAAUUUAUUCCCAAACAAUUUAUUGCUUCAUAAGUGCAUCCCAUGCGACGCAAGGGUGAAAAGCUAGUUACGUAGUAUAACAAAAGUACUUUAGAUACGGUAACUAUAAAGGUUAUCAAAUCUAGUCUUGUAGCUUGUGAACUAUUACGGAGUAUGUCACAAUUUUAACAUAUUUUUCACAUAUCUUCAAUUAUUCAAUAUUGAUGCCGUAAACGGUAAAAAUUAACAUUUUUUAUAUAAAACUACUAUUCAAAUCAGGGUUCUAUCUUUAGCGUCAGUACGUUACUACUUUAUUUAGAGUUUAGAAUGCCAAUUUCCAAUAACUAAAUUUUAAUUGUCUACUUAAAUUAUUCAUAUUUACCACAAACGCAUGCUUUUAAUUUAUUAAAUAUACAUGUCUCAAUUAAUAUAUUAAUUAGGUCUCUAACUGAAAUUACAAACGCAUACUUUAGCUAGGGCUGAGCAACCGCUUGAAAUGGAUUUCUUCUAAGUUUUUCCAACUUUUACUGAUUUCGGAACAAAAAUAGCUGGUAUUUGUAAGAAGCAUAGGGAAUGGAGGAAGAUUUGGUCACUAUCAAUACCGCCAAAGAUUCAUACAUUGAUGUGGAGACUCGGUCAAGACUGUACUGAACAGGAGUCAUCUCAGGGAGAAAGGUAUUCCUUGCCUGAAUAUGUGCAUAAACUGUCUUUGAAGCCCGGAAAACAAUUGGUAUGUUUUUUAGUGAGUCUGGAUAGUCACUUGCUGGCAGAAAGUAGGCAUGUAGAAUACCUUCGAGUUGGCUAUGCUCUGGGAGAAAGUUUUUUCGAUUUGUUCGUGGAUGUCUUCACCAAUUUACCAAAUGAACAACUCUGUACUUUUGCUAUGAUGGCAUGGAGUAUAUGGAGGAGUAGAAACACUCUUUACUGGGAGGGUAACUAUGAGAAUGACCAGCAAGUGAUAUUUCAUGGGACAGAAGUCCUGAAUAGCCUAGUAAGGUUUAUUGGCAGGCCUCACACCAAAUCGUGUGCUAGCUUAGCUGCUGUAAAAUGGAUCCCCACCACCUUUCACGUACUAUUCACUUUUAUCCCCCCGAACUUUACAUUUUCAUCUGUAAGAACUAUAUUGGAA
This is a messenger RNA of Cuscuta epithymum, 1358 nucleotides long. NCBI's taxonomy places the organism in Eukaryota, Viridiplantae, Streptophyta, Magnoliopsida, Solanales, Convolvulaceae. The record is from the annotation of a GenBank genome assembly.